CUUAUCUCUCAAUUUGUACUGUAUACUUUGAUCUCUCACUCUUUCAUCAUUAUUUAAGUCAUUGUCUUUUUCACACUCUUUUAUUAUUGCUAUGUCAUGUUGACCAACUAGAAAAAUCGGCUUCUCAUCAGCAUUAUCGUUGAUCGAAAAAUUUCUAGAGUUAUGAAAUUGUAUACGUAAAAAAAGGUUGACAAAACAAACGCGCUUUCUUAAAAUAUUCUGAACAUGAGAUUCCAUUUUCCUUUGACAGUUCAACAUUGGUGAUACAACAUAUUUAAAAAAGUUCAAUGGUAAAAAACAAUGAUCUUCUCAACCAAUCAGAAUUGAAUACAUUUCCAACAGCCACCGAGCUAUCCGAAAAUUUUUUUUUUUCAAAAGAUUUGAAUGAUUUCAUCCAGAUACGUGAGAUUAUUGGUGUAGAUCGUGACCGGCUGUUUGAUUAAGUUAGUCAGUAAUAAAUAACCAACUUCAAGCCAGAAAUCUAACGCAAAAUGCAAAUGUUAACAAAGUUCGAAUCAAAAAGUAAUCGUGUCAAAGGGAUUGCAUUUCACCCUAAACGUCCCUGGAUUCUUGCUUCCCUUCACAACGGCUGUAUACAAUUAUGGGAUUAUCGUAUGGGCACCCUUUUGGAACGUUUUGAUGAACAUGAUGGCCCUGUUCGCGGAAUUGCGUUCCAUCCAACACAGCCACUAUUUGUAUCAGGCGGUGAUGAUUAUAAGAUUAAAGUUUGGAAUUACAAAACUCGUAAAUGCUUAUUUACUUUAAACGGACAUUUGGAUUAUGUUCGAACGGUUUUCUUUCAUCACGAGUACCCUUGGAUUCUUAGUGCUUCCGAUGAUCAAACAAUUCGAAUUUGGAAUUGGCAGUCAAGAAAUUGCAUUGCGAUUUUGACCGGUCAUAAUCAUUAUGUUAUGUGUGCGCAAUUUCAUCCAAAAGAAGACUUAGUAGUAUCUGCAUCUUUGGAUCAAACUGUGAGAAUAUGGGAUAUUUCAGGUCUCAGGAAAAAGAAUGCUGCACCUAGUUCUAUGACUCUCGAAGAUAGCUUGCAUAGAUCAGCUGCAACCCAAGCUGAUAUUUUUGGUAGCACAGACGCAAUUGUUAAAUAUGUUUUAGAAGGGCACGACCGUGGUGUCAAUUGGGCGACUUUCCAUCCCACCCUUCCCUUAAUUGUGUCAGCUGGAGAUGAUCGGCAAAUAAAAUUAUGGCGAAUGAAUGAAUCUAAGGCAUGGGAAGUGGAUACAUGCCGUGGGCAUUUUAAUAACGUAUCUGCUGCUCUUUUUCAUCCAAGACAAGAGUUAAUUAUUUCUGAUGCUGAAGAUAAAACAAUUCGAGUUUGGGACAUGUCAAAGAGAACACUCGUUCAAACUUUUAGGCGCGAACAUGAUAGAUUCUGGGUUUUGACAGCUCAUCCUGAAUUAAAUCUUUUUGCAGCUGGUCACGACAAUGGUCUUAUUGUGUUCAAGCUUGAGAGGGAACGUCCAGCAUAUGCAGUUCAUCAAAAUAAUUUAUUUUAUAUUAAAGACAAGUACUUGCGUGUUUUCGAUUUCGCCAACGCUUCAGAUGUAUCGGUGCUUUCAGUACGAAAAAUUGGUGGUCAAUAUGUUCAUCCACGAUCUUUAUCGUAUAAUCCUGCCGAACGUGCUGUUAUAAUAACAACGCCUACGGACGGUGGUACGUUCGAUUUAUUUCAUUUGCCCAAAGAUUUUAGCGGCGAACCACGAGAAGUUUCAACGGACGGUAAACGUGGUGCUGGUAAUUCGGCAAUAUUCAUAGCUAGAAAUCGAUUUGCAGUACUUGAUAAGACACGUCAACAAAUUGAAAUUCGUGACUUAUCAAAUGCUACGACCAAAUCAGUUAAACCUCCAGCAACUGUUAAUGAGAUAUUUAGUGCUGGUAGUAGUAACCUUUUACUUCUUAGCACACCUACUUCAGUCAUUCUAUAUGAUAUUCAACAACGUCAAACCGUUGCUGAAAUUAAUACACCUCCUGUCAAAUAUAUUGUAUGGUCUUCCGAUCAUAGUCAAGUGGCUCUUCUAAGCAAGCAUACGAUAACCAUUGCUAAUAAGACAUUAGAACAAAGCUGCUUAAUUCAUGAGACAAUUAGAAUCAAAAGCGGUGCAUGGGAUGAUGCGGGUAUAUUUGUAUAUUCUACUCUUAACCAUAUCAAAUACGCUCUUCCACAAGGUGAUAAUGGUAUUAUCCGUACGCUUGAUCAGCCAGUAUAUUUAACCAAAGUUAAAGGCAAAAAUGUUCAUUGUCUUGAUAGAGAUAGUAAGACACGUAUAAUUAGCAUAGAUCCAACAGAAUAUCGCUUCAAACUUUCACUAAUAAAGCGCAAUUACGACGAAGUACUGCAAAUUAUCCGUAACUCGAAUUUGGUUGGACAAGCUAUUAUUGCAUAUUUACAAAAAAAAGGAUAUCCGGAGAUCGCUUUGCAUUUUGUAAGAGAUGAUAAAACUCGAUUUGAUCUUGCAUUAGAAUGUGGUAAUAUCGAAGUUGCAUUGGAAACAGCAAAAGCAAUGGACCGAGAUGAUUGUUGGAAUAAAUUAGGUGCAGAAGCAUUACGUCAGGGCAAUCAUAUGGUUGUUGAAAUGGCGUAUCAAAGGGUUAAAAAUUUUGAUCGCCUUUCAUUUUUAUAUUUGGUAACCGGCAAUGUUGAGAAACUGAGGAAGAUGUUAAAGAUUGCAGAGUUACGAAAUGAUAAUAUGUCAAGAUUCCAUAAUUCACUUUUCUUAGGUGACGUUGAAGAACGUGUUCGUCUCUUGAAAGAAGUUGGUCAAUUACCAUUGGCGUACCUUACCGCUCGUAGUCACGGUCUUAUGGAGGAGGCUGAAUCAAUUUUAGCUUCUACAGGUCUCACCACCGACGAUAUUUCGGAUUUGCCUGCAACUGGACAAUUACUUAAACCUCCCAUGCCAAUUAUUAGGCAACAUGAUUCUAAUUGGCCAUUAUUAACUGUAUCACGUUCAUUCUUUGAUAGUGCCUUCACUAAUACUGAUAGUAAUCCGCUUGCUGCUCCUCUCGCAUUAGCUGAAGGUAUUGAUGAUAUUGGAGGUGACUGGGGAGGUGAUGACGAUUUUGGACUUAAUGUCGACGUUGAAAAAGUUGAUGAUCAACGAAUAGGAGGAGAAGUCGUUGAAGAAGGAUCUGGAUGGGACAUUGACGUUGAUCUAAAUGUUCAACUCGAUAAAGAAAUUGCCAAGGAACUUGCAAAUGGAGCACAAGGUGAAUUUAUACCUCCAACUUCAGGUACUAAUGAAUCUGAAUUAUGGGUGCACAAUUCUCCUUUAGCUGCUGAUCAUGUUGCUGCCGGAUCAUUCGAAACUGCCAUGCAGCUUCUUAAUAGACAAGUUGGCGCGGUUAAUUUUGAACCAUUAAAAUCACACUUUUUGAAAACUUUCCAAGCAACGCGAACAUACUUGCCUUGUAAUGUUUCAUUACCUCCUCUUGUAUAUCACAUUAGACGUAAUCCUGAAGAAACAGAAACUCGAAGAAUGUUACCUGUUCUUCCAUAUAAUUUUCAAACAAUCAUCUCAGUACAGCUUCAAGAGGCGUAUAGAACGACUACUGCUGCUAAAUUCCAGGAAGCAACGAUACAAUUUAGAAACAUUAUUCAUUCAAUUUUAUUAAUUGCAGUAUCAAAGAAAUCAGAAAUUGAUGAGGUACAUCAACUCAUUGAAGUAUGUCGUGAAUAUAUUGUUGGUCUUUCAAUGGAACAAACGCGUCGUAAAUUUACAUUGGACAGUCCAGAAAAUACGAAGCGCGCUUUAGAAUUAGCUGCGUACUUUACUCACUGCAGGCUGCAGCCAGCUCAUUUGCAACUAAGUUUGCGAUCGGCAAUGACAUUAAGUUUCAAGGCCAAAAACUGUUUAACAGCUUCGAUGUUUGCUAGGCGGCUAUUGGAAUUGGCACCACCGCCACAAGUUGCCACUUCGGCUCGUCAAAUUCAGACAAUCGCAGAUAAUACUCCAAGAGACGAAAUUACUUUAGAUUAUGAUCAAUACAACCCAUUUGUAGUAUGUGCUAUAUCAUAUGCACCCAUCUAUAAGGGUAGUUCUUCGGUAGAAUGUCCUUAUUGUCAUGCAUCAUAUUUAACUGAAUAUAAAGGAAAACUUUGUACCGUUUGUGAUGUAUCACAAAUCGGCGCCAAUUCCACCGGUUUAAAGGUUUAUGUGUAGACUUGACUUGUAGUAAUGCAAAUAGUGCACUUCUCUAAUAUUUAUACAUUUAUUACACUAAAUUAAGUAUACCUCAAUAUUUUUAGUUUUAAUAUAUACAUGAGAAGAGGUUGGACUUUGAUUUUAUUUAAAAACCUCAUAUUUAAUUACUUUUUAAAAAAUGAUCUUAAAAUAAUUCUUAAUUUGAAUAGAAAAAAUUACUUAUGAUUAUAAAAAUAAAACAUUAUGAA
This is a messenger RNA of Rhizophagus irregularis DAOM 181602=DAOM 197198, 4408 nucleotides long. RefSeq lists its product as uncharacterized. The record is from RefSeq and is a predicted model, not a curated record. Gene Ontology annotation, molecular function: structural molecule activity; protein binding. Gene Ontology annotation, biological process: endoplasmic reticulum to Golgi vesicle-mediated transport; retrograde vesicle-mediated transport, Golgi to endoplasmic reticulum; intra-Golgi vesicle-mediated transport. Lineage: Eukaryota; Fungi; Glomeromycota; Glomeromycetes; Glomerales; Glomeraceae. Gene Ontology annotation, cellular component: COPI vesicle coat.